Messenger RNA from Conger conger (European conger), 1184 nucleotides. It is a transcript of the gene utp11, whose product is annotated as UTP11 small subunit processome component. Gene Ontology annotation, cellular component: small-subunit processome; nucleolus. Gene Ontology annotation, biological process: rRNA processing. The transcript has 8 exons. Lineage: Eukaryota; Metazoa; Chordata; Actinopteri; Anguilliformes; Congridae. The record is from RefSeq and is a predicted model, not a curated record. Bases 103 to 870 code for a protein of 255 amino acids.
UGUGGAGCUAGCAAGUUAGCUAGUACCCGGAUAGUACAUCAGAAGUGGACGUUCCAACAGGGGAGAGUUUGUGUUUUGGUUGUUUUUCAUUAGAUAUCAGAAAUGUCUUCUUUUAGAAAAGCACUGAAAUCAAAUCAACGAAACCACCAGGAGCGAUCCCAGCCUGGUUUCAGAAAACAUCUGGGAUUUCUCGAAAAGAAAAAGGACUACAAACUCCGAGCUGAUAACUACCACAAGAAGCAGAACACCCUCACUGCCCUUCGGAAGAAGGCGGCAGAGAAGAAUCCAGAUGAGUUCUACUACAAGAUGAUCAGCACGCAGCUGAAGGAUGGCGUGCACAUGAAGAAGAAGAAGAGGGAGGAAGAGGUGGAGGUGACCGAAGAGCAGAGGAAGAUCAUGAGGACACAGGACAUUAAAUAUGUGGAGAUGAAGAGGGUGGCAGAGGCCAAGAAAAUCGAGCGGCUGAAGUCGGAGCUCCACCUGCUGGACGCGGAAGGCAAACAGAAGAACAAGCACACCUUUUUCAUGGACACCAGGAGAGAAGUGAGAGAGUUUGACCUGGCCCGACACCUCAACACCGCCCCGGAGCUGCUGGACCGGGUCUAUAACCGGCCCACCCUGGCCACACUGGAGGGCUGCAGUCUGCAGGGGGCCACCCGGCCCUCUGAGCUCAAGAAACUGGCCAGACAGAGGCGGCACCAGUACAAGAUUCUGUCGCAACGCGUCGAGCGGGAGAAGCGGAUGUUCGUCGUCGGCCAGAAGAUCCAGGUUCGCAAAGACCUCUUGGAUAAAACGAAGAAGCUGAAGGUGAAGAAGGAGACGGCGACCACUCCAGCCGUCUACAAGUUCGAGGCCAAGAGAAAGCGCUGACGCCGCUGAUCCAGGAUCAGCCCUGACCUGACCCCAGCCACUGUGUGGUCGGCCAUUUUAUAGCAGCGACCUGGACCCGGAUCAGCUCCUAACACGGCAGCCAUUUUGUGCCCCGGGGGGGGGGGGGAAAGGACCCUGGCUGAGGAGCACUGAACUCUGGAGGAAAUCCUUGCGUGGAUUAAACCGGCCGAAUUGAGUGUUCGUACUUAGUUUUCUCCCUUUUAUUUAAGACGAAACAAAUGACUAAUUUGCUGCUUGUUUAUAAGAUGCCCCCUGAUGAAAGGCUUUGUGUAUUAAAAUAGUUUUUCUUAUCA